Spizellomyces punctatus DAOM BR117 is the source of this 4368-nucleotide messenger RNA. RefSeq lists its product as uncharacterized. Gene Ontology annotation, molecular function: RNA binding; nuclear export signal receptor activity. Gene Ontology annotation, cellular component: RNA nuclear export complex; cytoplasm; nucleus. The transcript has 32 exons. The coding region runs from base 693 to 4184 and encodes 1163 amino acids. Gene Ontology annotation, biological process: protein export from nucleus; RNA export from nucleus. The record is from RefSeq and is a predicted model, not a curated record. Lineage: Eukaryota; Fungi; Chytridiomycota; Chytridiomycetes; Spizellomycetales; Spizellomycetaceae.
UUCCUGGGCAUGGAUGUGUUAAUGACCUUAGGGUUAUCUAUGCAGCCCCGUUCUGUAGAUGGUCAGGUUGAGGAUCUUGAGAUCGAAGGAGGGACCGCCGUGCCUUGCGAGGAAUUCUGGGGCCCAAACAUCGCUUAAUCGCUUACGCCAUGAUAGUCCCUGCGCCACAUGGCUGCAACCAGGUCAAUCGAGUCCCCAGGAUUUUUGGCUAGCUGUUUGGUAUUCUUGCGUUUGACCACUUGAUGUAAACGGUAACCAUGAACUCGGCAGUUUUGGGAGAAAUCGCGCAAGCUGUCAACACGAUCUACGAUGCAUCGGCGACCAACUCUCAACGCCAGCUAGCUCAAAAUUUUUGCGAAACACUCAAAGACAAUCCCCAGAGCCCCCUUUGGGGUCAUUACCUUGCACACAAACAAAACUCCCAGCCGGACAUCCUCCGCCACUUUGGAUUAUCUCUUAUUGAGAAUGCCGUACGGUUUAAAUGGAACGAUGGAUCGUACUCUGAUCAAGAUCGGGCAGGAUUGCGUGACGCUGUAGUGGAUUUGGUCACUAAUGUAAGUGUUCAAGUUGUGGUGAAACAAAUUUAAUGGCGUUGGGGAACCUCUACCUAUUGCCCAAUGACCGAAUAACAUUCUUCUAUGUGUGCUUUGUAUACCUGUCAUGUAUGAUUUGCAAGUAUGAGAGCGUAAUAUAUGUACAUUCUUAUCAAAGGCACGCACGAGAUAUUCGUCGAAAGAACAUACAUUAAGGAAAAGGUGUCUCGUUUGUUUGUAGAGGUUGCAAAACGCAUGUGGCCCAUCCAAUGGCCGCACAUGGACAUCUUGCUCCGAGAGCUAUAUGCGCAAAAUCCAACCACCCGAGAACUAUGCCUCCUCAUCUACCGCUCCUUAGCGGAAGAUGUAUUUCUAUACGACGACGUGGUAGCCGAACUACGCAAACAGGAGCUCGUAACUGGAAUGAUGGCGGUAACGGUCAGCGCACAUAUAUUAGAGGAUUUGCAUGCAAAACGCGGGGCGGAUGUGAAUUUGCGUUCCGAAGGCACUCAGCAACCGACUGACAGCGGACGAACGGAUUUUGAGAUGCUACUAAGACUAAUACGUGCAAACCCUGAGAAUGAAGGGUGGUUGAACCGGUGGGUUGGUGGGGCUGCUGAUCUUCAUCAAGAAUGGAUUGUACAGCGAGCGGGAAACGCGGAGCAAGCACCAGUGACAGAGAGAUUGGCGGUAUUGACGCUUAACACCUUGGUUGUGUAUCUGGACUGGGUACUGCUAAGAGCCAUAGGUGAAUCCCGUGUUGCAUACCUUCUGACAGAAUUGCUCCUUUCAGCCUCUUUGCCAAUCCGUCAGUCAGCGGCAGAGUGCCUGAUUGUCCUCUUUUCCCGCAAUAUUCACUACGCCGACACUGAAAACCGUCUCUCCUGUAUAUGGACACCCAUAUUCUCGGACGGAAAUCUUGAAAAGAUGAUCACUGCAUGGGCGAGGGUGCAUGGACAAACCGACGCUGGUGGCAUUGAUAGUGUAGAGCAGACAUCACUAGUGGAGGAGGAGGAUUAUAAAUUUAUGAAACGGUUAGCGCAGGGGGCAACGGCUCUCGGAGAGAAUCAGAUAUGUUUCAGAAAGGCUGCCGAAGCGCCUCCAAACUUCACAAGAUAUUUGGAGUUUAUGAUGGUCAUAUUCGAUCAUCCGUCAAUUCUUGUCGCCUCAACCACUGCCUCUCUCUGGGGAGAACUAGUAAAGCACGACUACUUCAAAUCGACCCAGGAGAUUCUAUUUUCCUUACCACGAUUGCUAACCCUCAUUGCCACGAGAGUCUGCCAUGACCGCACGCAUGAGGACGCUGUAAACCAUUAUCGACAUAUUGAUUUUGAUUCAGCGGACGAGUUCGAGACAUUUUCCGGUGCGUUUCGGCAACGAAUGCUGGAUAUUGUGAGGAGCGUAGCAAAUUUGAAGCCGAAGGAUUCGUUUUCGUAUAUCGCAGAACGUGUCAGGCAAAUGUUGGUGCUACAACCGAAUUCGGCGUACACGAAUGACCUGGGAUUUCAGAAAGACGACUCACCAUAUGUCCAGCUAUUCGAAGGCAAUUGCGCAAUGCUCGAAAUUAUUGUUGUUGGCAGUCUCAAAUCAUCGGAGGGACUCGAUGAAGGUUUCUGGAGGUUCAUGAUGGAACUUGUUGAGUUGAUUUUGAAUUUCAAAACUGCGGACCCAACCCUCGCCCGGAUUCAGCUUCAAAUGAUUGUUGCAUUUGGCGGGGUCCUUCACCUGGCACCUCCUUUACUGCUGCAAUGUUUGGAAAAGAUCUUCACCUUCGUAGCAUUUACUAUGCCUGGAGAAGAAGAUUUUAUUCGUCGCAAGAUCAGUAUUUGUGAGGCGACGCGGGUGUUGCGACGAAAAGCGGCAUCCUUACUGGUCAAACUUGCAAUGACGAUGCCGGAUGCGUUAAUUGGCAUCUAUGCAAGUAUAAGCCCCGCCAUACAAAGACUCAGUGACGAACGUUUAGUGCUCAUGUCGGAAGAAACGAUUUUGAAAGAGUUUCUACUUGCUAUUGUAUAUUUCUCCUCCACGCCUCUUGUCGAGAAAGCACCUGCCUUUACUUCUCUUGUAGAGCCUACCGUUCGCGCGUUGGAGGACAAAGCUAAUGUUGACUUGACUUCGCCGAGUCAGCUUAUGGAAUUUAUGGGGGCUCCCCUUCUGGCAUCGAAUGUGCAAAAUAUCCAAAUAUCACCUGGGCAACUGCAAGUAGCGAAUCCCGGCCUGGUAGACGCCUUCGCAAUCAAAAAAGAGCAACGUGGACAACUUCUUGGGCUGCUAUCUGGAAUGUCACAAUAUUUGAAGCUAACAAUUGAAACUAAACCGUCUGGCGGAGGAAAUAAGAGAGUUGAACUCUGGGCCGACUAUAUUCCCCGUAUCUUGAGAUCUGUUCUAACAAUCAUCAAGUCAAUUCACGGGCUCUGGGAUCCUUCUGUGUGGCAACAGUUUCCUUCAGAUGUUCUUCGUGUAUUGGCAACCACUCCACAAGAAAGAGCUCUGUUUGCAGGAACGGAUGUAUCCGACGACCUACUAGCAGUAGGUGCCAACGAAUUCAUGAAUCAGGUUACGAUGAUGAGUCGAUGGCUGGGAAGUAUACGGGACCAAUGUUACCACAUCCUGAGCCGCCUUACAUACGCCAGUCCCAACUUUUAUACUGUGCCCUCCAUUGGACAACAUCUGCUCCAAUCCCUCCUCUCCGACGCCAUGCACAUUGAUAAUCGGCAUUGGAAGCUUAUUUUGAAUAACGUCAUGCGACCUUUGAGUCUUAAUUGUCCCUCAGGAUUUGACAGCACUAUUCUAGAGCCGAUUCUGUCACCAUUCCUCAGAUCAAUGGUGUCCAAGUUAGACCGAGAGUGGCGGGAUCUUGUCGAACGGGGUAUUCGGUUGACGAAUGAGGAGGCCGAGGAGGCGACGGACAUGUCUGACGAUAUAAUUGCAGAGAAGAUGUUGAGAGAUGUCACCAGAGCUUAUAUUGAUUUGAUUGCAGCCCUCCUAGCCCCUGCAACUCCUGCUGCAAAAAAGACAGAAGAGAACCCAGCGAACAUCCUAAAACAAUCAUUUCAGAAUCCUGACUUGGUUCGCUUUCUUCUCUGGGAUGAGGCAAUCUCCGGUCCCCUACUCAGUAGCAUCACCCAUUUAGUGACUUACAAAGAUACGCAAACGUCCCGAAAGGCCGCGGUAACCUCUUCCAAACUGCUUCCAGUUCUCGUUGGGCAUUACGAAUUUCAUGUUUGGUUGGGGAAAGAUUUGUUGAUGUCUUUGCUUGAGGCUCUCCAUGACCCAUACCACCAAGAAAUACAUUCGGAUAUUAUCAGCACCAUUGCGGACGUUUAUAUCCGGCUACGACCGGUAUCAAUGCUUCCUUAUGAAACUUUUGGCAGUUUGCCCGGAAUGAAUGUGGACUCUCUAAAGGCCUUUGAGGAGAGCUUAGCAAAAAAAUCGUCUGCUAAAGAGCAAAAUGCGAUCGUAAAAGGCUUCCUGCAAUCGAUUACCGGAAUUGCAAUAAGUCAGCAGGGUAAAAAGCAGGAAAGCUUUGUCCUCAACAUCCCAGAAAAGCAGCUCCUGACCCGCCAACCCCGGCAAUCGCGGGAUGAAGACCGUGAAGGUGAUGCCGCAAAUGAGUGGUUUAGCGGCUUGUUUGACCAGGGAAGUAGAUAAGGCAUGUACUCGUAGUUGGUUGCGUUGGCUGGCUUAGGCUAUACAUAGUGCUCCCGCAUCGCAUAGUAUUAAAUAGCCAAGCAGCGUUUGGUGGGAAGGAAUUCGUAGAAUGUACAAUAAAUAGCUUGCUUAUUUUGUCUCAUAGUCAUCAUAUUUUUCAUGUCUAUAUAACACAAGUCUCCCC